AUGGGAUGCGGGCAGGCAGCGCACGGUCCUUUACAAAGUACUAGAAAAAUCUCCGGAUACACCCAGGCAUCUCCCAACAGCCACCGGGAGCCCCGCGUGGCCUGCGGAUGCCCGGAGCCUGGACCGGUUCCGCGCGGACAGCCGCCCAAGGCGCCCCAGUCCGUGGUCCUUGUGGCCCCGGGGGGUCAGCAGCUGCAGACCGGAGCACCCAGCACAACCAUAAACGCUUACCUCCUUCACGGCGCCGAAAAGAGAGCUCGGGCUCCCGUUUUGCAGAAAGGGCUACAGGACAACUUUGCUGAUGUCCAGGUCUCUGUGGAUGACUGCCCUGACUUAACCAAGGAGCCCUUCACUUUUCCUGUAAAAGGCAUCUGUGGGCAAACUAGAAUUGUAGAAGUAGGAGGUGUGCCUUACUUAUUGCCUCUUGUAAACAAAGAAAAAGUUUAUGACCUAAAUGAAAUUGCAAAGGAAAUACAGCUGCCUGGAGCUUUUAUCCUUGGAGCAGGGGCAGGACCAUUUCAGACCCUUGGGUUCAAUUCUGAGUUCAUGCCAAUUGUUCAAACAGCAAGUGAACACAGCCAACCUGUGAACAGAAGUUACUUUGCCUGUAUAAAUCCUGCAGAUGGAGCGUGCCUGCUGGAAAAGUACAGCGAGAAAUACCAUGAUUUUGGAUGUGCACUACUGGCUAAUCUUUUUGCCAGUGAGGGCCAACCUGGCAAGGUCAUUAAAGUGAACGCCAAGAGAAGAACAGGACAGCUUAACUUUGUGACAUGCAUGAGGCAGACUCUGGAGAAGCACUAUGGAAACAAGCCUGUGGGAAUGGGCGGCACCUUCCUUGUGAAGAACGGGAAAGUCAAGGCCCAUAUCAUGCCAGACUUUUCUCCCUGCCCACUGGGAUCUGACGAAGCUGUGAAUAAGUGGCUGCAGUUUUACGAGAUGACAGCUCCCUUGGUUUGUCUGCCAGUUUUUGUUUCCAAAGACCCGGGACUUGAUUUGCGACUGGAGCACACACAUUUCUUCAGUCAUCAUGGAGAAGGUGGACAUUACCACUGCGAUACCACGCCAGACACAGUGGAGUAUGGUGGCUACCUCUUACCUGCACAGUUCCUCUAUCGCAUCGAUCAGCCCAAAGAGACCCAUGCUUUUGGGAGGGAUUAAAGAAGCUAAUGCUUGCUUAGAAAAAGAAAUGGUUAGUUAAGGUUAAAUCAUUAACUCAGCAACAGAUACUAAUCCUAAAGUCCAGUAGAAGGCCAGAGAGAGACAGUGCUGUCCUAGUAAGCCAAGGCCCUGGCUUAAUCCCCAGCAUGGAAGAAAAAUACUCAAUUUGAGCAAUUUCACUACAUACUCAUUAUUUUUAUGGCAUUUGAAAUGCAAGGGUAUAUAUGGAUGCAUGACACUCAUAUUAUUUCUCAUCUUCAUGUGAAGGAGAUUUUUUAAAAGAUUUAUUUAUUAGCCUGGUGUGGUGGCGCACACCUUUAAUCCCAGCACUUGGGAGGCAGAGGCAGGCAGAUCGCUGUGAGUUCAAGGCCAGCCUGGUCUACAAAGCGAGUCCAGGACAGCCAAGGCUACACAGAGAAACCCUGUCUUG
Molecule: messenger RNA, 1588 nt
Organism: Acomys russatus (golden spiny mouse)
Lineage: Eukaryota; Metazoa; Chordata; Mammalia; Rodentia; Muridae
Gene: Bkgd
Product: chromosome 14 C11orf54 homolog
Exons: 8
Coding region: 1-1158 (385 amino acids)
Cellular component (GO): nucleus
Molecular function (GO): zinc ion binding; hydrolase activity, acting on ester bonds
Source: RefSeq, a predicted model, not a curated record